Eutrema salsugineum is the source of this 1075-nucleotide messenger RNA. RefSeq names its product endochitinase At2g43620. Lineage: Eukaryota; Viridiplantae; Streptophyta; Magnoliopsida; Brassicales; Brassicaceae. Gene Ontology annotation, molecular function: chitinase activity; chitin binding. The coding region runs from base 39 to 890 and encodes 283 amino acids. The transcript has 2 exons. The record is from RefSeq and is a predicted model, not a curated record. Gene Ontology annotation, biological process: cell wall macromolecule catabolic process; carbohydrate metabolic process; chitin catabolic process.
ACAAUCUCCUUCUCACUCACUCCACACAAAAAAGAAAAAUGGCUACCCAAAGAGCGAUCCUCAAAAACGCUCUCAUCCUUUUUCUCUUCACGUUAACCAUCGUGACAAAAACCGCGUUUUCACAAAACUGCGGUAGUACUGGAUGUGCGGGCAACAUGUGCUGCAGUAGAUAUGGAUAUUGUGGCACCACACCCGCCUACUGUGGCACCGGGUGCAGAAGCGGACCGUGCAGCUCCGGAACCACACCAAUCACACCAACUCCUAGCGGUGGCACGGGCGGCCUAAACGCUGAUCCUCGUGAUACAAUCGCAAACGUUGUCACACCAUCAUUUUUUGAUGGUAUCAUGAGCAAAGUCGGAAACGGCUGCCCAGCAAAAGGGUUCUACACUCGCCAGGCUUUCAUUGCGGCAGCCCAAUCGUUCCCGGCCUAUCAAGGAACUGUCUCUAAGCGUGAAAUUGCCGCCAUGUUGGCUCAGUUCUCACACGAAUCUGGAAGUUUUUGUUACAAAGAAGAAAUAGCGAGAGGAAAGUACUGCCAAGCUAGCACAGUCUACCCUUGUCAACCAGGAAAGGACUAUUAUGGUCGCGGUCCAAUCCAAAUCACAUGGAACUACAACUACGGUGCAGCCGGAAAGUUCCUUGAACUCCCUCUCUUGACUGAUCCAGAUAUGGUGGCUCGUAGCCCUGAAGUGGCCUUUAAGUGUGCCAUGUGGUUCUGGAACCAGAAUGUUCGUCCGGUCUUGGACCAAGGCUUUGGAGCAACCACGAGGAAGAUCAAUGGUGGCGAAUGCAACGGUCGGCGUCCAGCAGCGGUGCAAAGCAGAGUUAACCGCUACUUGGAGUUCUGUAGGAUGUUUGGGAUCACUCCUGGAACAAGUCUAAGUUGUUAAAGAUGUUAAAUGUGGUUAGUAUCAUGGAAUGAAGUUGGUCUUGCACGUACGUGUGAGUCAAUAAGUAAUUGAACGUGUCGAAUAAAAGAUUAAUUACGAGGUGUAUCCUGAUGUAUCCCUGUAAUGUUUGUAUCGGUUGUCACAAGUUGAAGUAUAUCACCUUAUCCAUAUAAACGCAUUUACUA